Molecule: messenger RNA, 2017 nt
Organism: Heteronotia binoei (common prickly gecko)
Lineage: Eukaryota; Metazoa; Chordata; Lepidosauria; Squamata; Gekkonidae
Gene: CBLN4
Product: cerebellin 4 precursor
Exons: 3
Coding region: 77-682 (201 amino acids)
Molecular function (GO): protein binding
Source: RefSeq, a predicted model, not a curated record
GUAGAAGGGAGGAGAGAGGCGUUGUGGGGGGCAACGCUCGGAGCCAGGCAUCGCUGUCCGCCUCUCGGUGCUGAACAUGGGCGCUUCAAGCAGGGCACUGUCCAUGGUGCCUACCGUCCUCUUGGCUUUGGCUCUCCCCGCUUUCCCGGUCUGGGCGCAGAACGACACGGAGCCCAUCGUGCUGGAAGGGAAAUGUUUGGUAGUUUGCGAUUCCAACCCGGCUACCGAUUCCAAAGGCUCGUCCUCUUCUCCUCUGGGGAUCUCCGUACGGGCUGCUAAUUCCAAGGUUGCCUUUUCGGCGGUCAGGAGUACCAACCAUGAACCUUCCGAGAUGAGCAACAAAACUAGGAUAAUCUACUUCGAUCAGAUCCUAGUAAAUGUGGGGAAUUUCUUUACAUUGGAGUCUGUCUUCGUAGCACCAAGAAAAGGAAUUUACAGUUUUAAUUUUCAUGUAAUUAAAGUCUAUCAGAGCCAAACAAUCCAGGUGAACUUGAUGCUAAAUGGGAAACCGGUCAUUUCUGCAUUUGCUGGGGACAAAGAUGUCACUCGAGAAGCUGCGACAAACGGAGUUCUACUGUAUUUAGACAAGGAAGAUAAGGUUUACCUGAAACUGGAGAAAGGUAAUCUGGUUGGUGGAUGGCAGUAUUCAACGUUUUCUGGCUUCCUGGUCUUCCCCCUGUAAGGUCAAUUUCCCUGUGACAUUCAUCCAGGUGUGGAUCGGUCCAUUGCUUCUGUUCUUUGAAGAUCAUCUCCUCAUCCUUUGGAUUGAUGUUUUCUUUCUCGGUUUCUCAUGGGUGAAUAUGGAUUCUCUAUAUGGCGAUUGGCCUACCUGAACUACUCUGAGAUUCCACCGAAAAUUUUAUGUGUUUGAAUACGGUGCAUUUGGAUUAAGACUUAAAAGCAGACAAUAAAUAUCUAUGCUUCAUGUUACAAAAUACAGCAGCCUGCAAGGUUUACUUCUGCGUUCCUUUACCGGACAUAUUGGAUUUGUGGGAGAAGUGGAUAAUUAUGGUGUUCUUUCUCUGCCCCCACCCCGAUAUUUUUAAAAGACUGGCAGCCAGGUUUAUGAUUUCAGAAUCUUUUGAGUUCAGUCUUCAAUCAAGAUUAAUGCAUAACUGCCAAAGAACUGCUCAUUGAUAUAUUAGUCAUAUCAUGCCUUUGUUCCUCUUGCGCUCUAAAACAAAAAUGUAACAUAAAUCCAUUCCAUUCAGUUGGGAAAAGAAUAGAUAAUGGUUAUUGAUAAGCAAUUGACUGCACUGCUUCUCUUUGUACAGUGUUCUGGAUGGUCCACUUAGAUGUUUUCCUUCAAAUAAUUAAUCUCAAAGAAGACCACCCUGCUGAAAGUGAAUGAGGCAUGGUCGGAUGUUAUUUGCACAUGGAGGGGAUUUAUAUUCUACUGAAAGUAUUUUCUAAUAAUGAGAAAAGAUUAUCCUGCUUAAAAAAUACUUACCUAGGUUAAAUGGGAUCAUUUUGGCAAACCUCUGCAAAACAGGCUUGCUCCAUAGGAAAUUUCACACUGGCUCUUCACCUUUAAUUAACAUGAUUGAUAAUAACCACUUUAUUAAAAACCGAAGGGAAUCAUUCCUUAGGCACAGCAAAUUCAUUAGUUGGAGACGGAAGCUCUCCCCUCUUUUUUUAAAUUAUGUCAGUUUCCCAAGCCUUCUGUUGUGUUUGAGGUGUCAUCUGGUUUUGCCUUAACUGCACAAAUGUAUAUAUAACGAUGAUAGAUACUGUGGGGCACAAUGCAGCCGAAGUUAAGCAUUUCGGGCCCUGUUGAGGUCAGCAGGAGGGAUUUCCCAACUUCUGUUUCAUUCUUCCAUUGAAAUCAAAGGGACUUUAAAAAGCGCUUCACUUAGGCUGGGUUGUACCUGAUCUGUUUAGCAAAUAUUCAGUCCAAAUAGCCGGUACCUGAAUUUGGUGCAAUAUCUUUUCUGUCUUUUUGUAAAGGCCAUAUGAAUUCAUAAAUUUAUUUCUUAUGUUGCUGUUACAUAAUAAAAAUUAAUAUAUGUUAGUGUAA